CACACAGAGACCUCUCUGGAUUUCUUUGCCUUGAGUCUCCCGGGGCUGCGAGGAGCCAGCGCAUCUCAAACCGAGCUGACAGCUCCAGGCUCCGGAGCCAUGCUUUGCACGGACUCUCAUCUUGACCAAGCUCCUGAGGAAUGAAAGGAACCCAGGGACCCUCAGAAGGCAGCAGUGAUGUGGACCAACCCCCUGGAGUCUGCACCCUUCCGAGGGCCCUAGGCGAGCCAGGGAACCAGAGAGAGCUCAGACAGGAAAUCCCAGCUUUCCCCAAGUCCCUGUGGAUGCUGACAAAAGGAGACCCGAAUUUUUGGAAGAGCCUAUCCUAGGUUACCCAGCUGCAGAGUGAUUUUUCUCCUCUGGCAUUGAACUUCCCCUUCAACCCCCAGCCAUUCAGAAUACCAUGAAGAAUUAUGAGGAUGUGUGACAGAGGUAUCCAGAUGUUGAUCACCACUGUGGGAGCCUUCGCAGCUUUUAGUUUAAUGACCAUUGCAGUGGGCACGGACUACUGGUUAUAUUCCAGAGGUGUGUGCAGGACUAAAUCUACAAGUGAUAAUGAAACCAGCAGAAAGAAUGAAGAAGUAAUGACACACUCCGGGCUGUGGAGGACCUGCUGCCUAGAAGGGGCUUUCCGAGGGGUCUGCAAGAAAAUCGAUCACUUCCCAGAUGAUGCUGACUAUGAACAGGACACAGCUGAGUAUCUCCUUCGGGCUGUGAGGGCCUCCAGCGUCUUCCCCAUCCUCAGCGUCACGCUGCUCUUCUUCGGCGGGCUCUGCGUGGCGGCCAGCGAGUUCCACCGCAGCAGACACAAUGUCAUCCUCAGCGCGGGCAUCUUCUUUGUCUCUGCAGGGCUAAGCAACAUCAUUGGCAUCAUAGUUUAUAUAUCAGCCAACGCCGGGGACCCCGGGCAGCGCGACUCCAAGAAGAGCUACUCGUACGGCUGGUCCUUCUACUUCGGAGCGUUCUCGUUCAUCAUCGCGGAGAUCGUGGGGGUUGUUGCCGUGCACAUCUACAUCGAGAAGCAUCAGCAGUUACGCGCCAAAUCCCACUCGGAGCUCCUGAGGAAAUCAACUUUUGCCCGCCUGCCACCCUACAGGCACAGGUUCCGGCGGCGCUCGAGUUCCCGCUCCACGGAGCCCAGGUCCCGAGACCUGUCCCCCACUGGCAAAGGCUUCCACACCAUCCCCUCCACCGACAUCUCAAUGUUCACCCUCUCCCGGGACCCCUCGAAGAUCACCAUGGGGACCCUCCUCAACUCCGACCGGGACCACGCUUUUCUACAGUUCCACAAUUCCACGCCCAAAGACUUCAAGGAGGCGCUGCACAACGACCUGGCCAACAGGCGCACCACGCCCGUCUGAACUGCCCGCCCGCCCGGCACUGCCCGGGCGCAGAGCUGUCUCUGAGGUUGCAUGGCAUGGUCCUCGUGAUGGUAUUAUUUUUUACAAAGAAUGAAACCAAAUGGAUCAGCCCUGUCCCACACUCUGUCCCUCAGCCUCCAGGUCCUAACCCUCUGUUCCUCCCCACUCUUCAAGCCGAUCCACCGACGCCCUUCCUCUCUGUGUGUCUGUGCCAGAUGUUCCCCUUCUUCCUUCUUUACUGGAAGGAACUCCACAUUUUUCCCUCCUUGGAAGAGGAUCUCACUCAAAGUCACAGGUAGUGGCUUGGGGGGAUGGAUCCCCAAAUAUCCAGAUGUGUGCACAGUUGUUCCUAUUGUCCACUCACACAAAUCCUCAGGACACCAACCGCCCAGGUGGCCCUGGGGGAGGCAUUCACUUUUCCGUGUUAGAAAAACAUGACCAGAAAUCAAAGCUGUCAGAGCCCCGAAGCAGCUAAUGUUACACGCACUCCUGUGAUUAAAGGUUUUGCC
Molossus molossus (Pallas's mastiff bat) is the source of this 1870-nucleotide messenger RNA. RefSeq names its product calcium voltage-gated channel auxiliary subunit gamma 3 (gene CACNG3). Gene Ontology annotation, biological process: transmission of nerve impulse; postsynaptic neurotransmitter receptor diffusion trapping; calcium ion transport. The record is from RefSeq and is a predicted model, not a curated record. Lineage: Eukaryota; Metazoa; Chordata; Mammalia; Chiroptera; Molossidae. The transcript is spliced from 4 exons. Gene Ontology annotation, molecular function: channel regulator activity; voltage-gated calcium channel activity. The coding region runs from base 414 to 1361 and encodes 315 amino acids. Gene Ontology annotation, cellular component: postsynaptic density membrane; AMPA glutamate receptor complex.